Varroa destructor (honeybee mite) is the source of this 2405-nucleotide messenger RNA. Its product is annotated as CWF19-like protein 1. NCBI's taxonomy places the organism in Eukaryota, Metazoa, Arthropoda, Arachnida, Mesostigmata, Varroidae. Gene Ontology annotation, biological process: mRNA splicing, via spliceosome. Gene Ontology annotation, cellular component: post-mRNA release spliceosomal complex. The record is from RefSeq and is a predicted model, not a curated record. Gene Ontology annotation, molecular function: RNA lariat debranching enzyme activator activity.
AGCUGACCAAGUAGAACCGGCCCUCGACGGUUUCAAAUAUCGAGACGAAUUUAUUGCUUAAAUAGGAUGUUUUUUCUCGUUUGGUGCAUUUGAUUUGUCUUUACACAUAUAGCUAUAAACGAAAUGAAAAAUCAAAUAUAAAACUGUGUAAAUGUUAUUAGAUCGAGUAAGACAUGUAGAAAUGAAGGGUUUUGUGCGCACGGAAAUCAUUUGAUGUAUGUUCUUGUUAACUAAAAGCUAUAAACUCGAGUGAAACAAAUGUCGAGCAAAGCAAAAAAAAUCCUCGUUUGUGGAGAUGUCAAUGGAAAAAUUGACCACCUAUACAAACGUGUUUCGAGUAUUCAAGCUAAAGGACAGGUUUUCGACAGUCUUUUUGUUGUAGGCGAAUUCUUCUCGCCUUUCGCAGACAUUUUGGCUGUUUGGGAAAGUUACACUUCAGGAGCCAAAACCGUACCGAUAAUGACAUACAUUCUGGGGCCGAAAUCGGAAAAUCUUAGUAAGUUUUACGAGGGCGUCGACGAAGGUGGGGAGCUCUGCCCUAAUAUUGUUUACAUGGGAAAGCAAGGUAUUAUUACAAUGGCGACCGGUUUAAGAGUGGCGUACUUCUCUGGCACGGACUGCGGCUCUGUCAAAACUGCAAAUUACACGUAUAGUCUUCAUGAUGUACACAAAUUUCUUCGGCCAUUAGUGGAUAGUCAGACCAACGUCGAUAUUCUACUUACAGCCGAUUGGCCUGCUGGCAUCACCAAGUAUGCUGGAUCGAAUCCGAUUGCAUCGAAAGUUGCCGGAAGCAUAGGUAUAGCUCAAAUCGCGUAUUUUAUCAAGCCGCGCUAUCAUUUUACUGCGUCGAAAGACCUUUUCUACGAGCGUGUACCUUAUAGAAAUCACAUGGUGCUAACCGAAAAAGCAGUUCAAGCGACCCGAUUUAUAUCCGCCGCCCAAGUAGGCUCCAAAGAGAAAUAUCUCUACGCCUUCACUAUCACGCCGAUUGUAUAUGCUACCCAUGCGGAAAUAUCGAAACAGGCCGAUAACGUAACGGAGAAUCCUUAUCCUGCAUUUGCUUUGCCACAAGAACAAGAGGAAGCGUUUCAGGGAUUCUUCUACGAUGCUAAAGCCAAAUACAACGAGGAGCCGAAGAAGACAAAACGUCAAAAAGGUGAACACAAAGACGACUCACAGAAGAAGCCGCGACUUCAGCAAAUCUCACAGGAUGAUUGUUGGUUCUGUUUGGCCAGCCCGAAGAUCGCAAAGCAUCUAGUCGGUUCCAUAGGGAAACUCUGUUAUUUGGCUAUAGCAAAAGGAGCAAUUAAUUCGUACCAUUGUAUGAUUCUUCCUGUUGCCCAUCAUCGAAACAUGGCUGAGCUCGACCUUGACACGAGGAUUGAACUAGCCAAAUAUAAAACUUCGCUGAAUCGCUUCUUCGAAGUGAAAGACAUGUAUGCAGUGUACUUCGAAAGAAACUUCCGAUGUUCGCACAUGCAGUUACAGGUAGUGCCGAUCAGCCGCAAGAUCCCAGAGGAUAAUGUCAAAGCGGCCUUUGUCGAUUACGGCUCAUCAGUAGGCGUUAAAAUGGAGGAAAUUCCUCUGAAUACGGACUUAGCACAGGUGAUUGGUACCAAGGAUCAGGCAUACUUCUUCACCGAGUUCGGCAAAACCAAAAUGCUCGCACUUAUCAGACGAAACUUCCCACUGAAUUUUGGCCGUGAAGUGGUCUGCUGCAGUGAUCUGCUCGAUCUGCCGGAACGAUCAGACUGGAAAGAGUGCGCUUUGUCAGAGGAACAAGAAAUUGAAAUGACAGUCACGUUCAAGAAGGAAUUCGCCACAUUUGAUUGGACCCAUGAAGAUGACUCUAGCGAAAGCGACUAGUGAAAUAUUACGUUGAAGGGCAAAUAAAUAAAAGGACCCGUGUUCUGAUUCUUGAUAAUAUUGACGAACUAAGAAUAAGAAUCAAUGAAUGCAUAUAACUCGGUUAGGAAUUUCUGUUGCUUAGACAAAUCGAUAAAUGCUUCUAAUUUCUGUGUAUAUUAUGCAUUGUAUAUACUAUGUUAAAUCCUCAGCGAAAUAAAUUGCUUUCCUUUUGUAUAUCUUGUUGCUACUUAGGUUCAAAAGUAUAAAGUUCAGAGUAUGACUAGCCUUUAAUUAUUUUUCUGUGUAAAUCACAUUUUCGUCGCUUAAAAGUCUCUAUGCAGGCUAACAGCCAAAUGACCGGUUCAAGAAAACGCACUUUAUGACACCUCCAAUUUCUGUCCAGUUUGUCCUUCCAUAGUUUUAAUUUUUCCGUUUUUAGUUGGUUGUAGGUAUAGCUCAUCUGUAUACAGUCAAGAUGAUCCGUAUGCACGUCUUUAGCGCCUUAUAUAAAACGCAAAGGAUUUUUUUGUGUGUUUGCUUUGCACUGUGAACAUUAA